UUUGGCAUAGAGUUGUAAGAGAAAAAUGAAAACCCACGUUGAGGAAAAAUUCUCAUCUUUCUUCGAAAAAUGGAUGUGUCUACUAGAAGAAUUUCUUCAAUACUAUCUGAGGGUUUCAGCGGAGAAUUCUCAAGGAGUGGACUAUGAGGUUUUGGUUGGUAAGCUGACAGCCCAUCACAGGGAGUACUAUACUUAUAAAUGGGCUGCGGCACAUGACGACGUUUUGGCUUUCUUCGCGCCUGUUUGGUUAAGCCCGGUUGAGAACGCCAAUCUUUGGGUCACGGGAUGGAAACCGUCAAUGGCUUUUCGGCUCAUCGAGUCACAGAGAAAGAUUCAGUCUCCUGGUACAAGUCUGGUUACCAUGACUGAGGAACAAGUGAAAAAGAUUGAGGCUUUCAGAGUGAAGAUUAAGAUGGAUGAGGAGAAAGUUGAGAGAGAGUUUGAAAGGCAACAGGUGGGCAUAGCAGACCGGAAAAUGGUGGAGUUGGCUGCUUUAGAAAGGCGAGUUAUGAAGGAUGAUGACUCGGCGGUGGCUCAGGUAAAUGGGUUGGUGGAGGUGGCGUUGAAGGGUUUGAUGGGUGGAUUGGAGAAAGUGAUGAAAAUGGCUGAUUGUGUGAGGCUCGAGACACUGAAGGGCGUGGUGGAGACAUUAACUCCCAUGCAAUGUAUGGAUUUCUUGACCGCCAUGUCCACAGUUCAAAUUCAGAUGAGGAAAUGGGGAAAGAAACAUGAUAAAAAGUUGCAAUGAUAUUUAUUUAAAACAGCAAUUUCGAGAGGAGGCUAGUAGUUUAUGUAUUAUAUAGUUGACUGAACUGCGUCUAUGUCUGUUUUUAAUAAUCCUAGGUGGGAUUACUUGGGCUUAGUUUGGAAGAUGGGUAGCUUAGAAAUUAUGGUCAGAGUUAGCAUUUGAGGACAAUAGAUUCUAGUUGAACGCAAACAAAAAAACAUAUGAUCUUCCAGUGUAUGCGAAUGAGCUGUGUGUGUAUAUU
This is a messenger RNA of Olea europaea var. sylvestris, 989 nucleotides long. RefSeq names its product protein DOG1-like 4. NCBI's taxonomy places the organism in Eukaryota, Viridiplantae, Streptophyta, Magnoliopsida, Lamiales, Oleaceae. The record is from RefSeq and is a predicted model, not a curated record. Bases 26 to 748 code for a protein of 240 amino acids. The transcript has a single exon. Gene Ontology annotation, biological process: DNA-templated transcription. Gene Ontology annotation, molecular function: sequence-specific DNA binding.